This is a messenger RNA of Hypomesus transpacificus, 4396 nucleotides long. RefSeq names its product carcinoembryonic antigen-related cell adhesion molecule 5-like. NCBI's taxonomy places the organism in Eukaryota, Metazoa, Chordata, Actinopteri, Osmeriformes, Osmeridae. The coding region runs from base 156 to 3776 and encodes 1206 amino acids. The transcript is spliced from 15 exons. The record is from RefSeq and is a predicted model, not a curated record.
GUGGAAGGGUGUGUUGCAGUGUGUCAGUGCUGACGGCAGGCUAUAUUUGAAUCCUUUGAGCCACAAACUGUGUGAUCUUGAACAAAUAUUUGCUGAUUUAAAAAGGAGUGUGGCUGCGGUAUUGGCAUCAUACCGUUAAUUUCUCAGCAGGUAACAUGGAGUAUUCUGUGCUGUGUCUCCUGCUGUGUCUAACCACCAGUAAAGAUGUUAGUGGUCAGACGAUAGUCGCGUCUCCGAAUCCUGCAGCUGUGAACAGCAAUGUCACACUGCAGGUGUACCCUGAGACAUCCAUCCCAGGAGGGAUGUGGUCUCAUGGAUCAACAUUCAUCAUGCAGUGGUAUCCUGGAGGUUCCUUUGUUAAUCCUACGUGGGAAAGCCGGAUCACUUUCAACUCAACAUCUAAGGCUCUGUCCAUAAGAUCUGUCCAGGUGGCAGAUUCAGGAAUAUAUUAUAUUCAAGGCCCCAUACAACUGUAUGGGACUUUGUCGGUCCAAGAGCCCAUUUCAAACGCCACCCUGAGGGCCGAUGCCACCGACCUGGUGGAGCUAAAUGACACAGCAGUUUUCACCUGCUCUGUCACCACUGGCUCCUCCCUCUCCUACCUCUGGCUUAAUGGCAGCUCUGAGGUCAAUGCCAGUCUGGUUCGGCUGACCAAUGGCGGUUCCACUCUCAGCAUCCCUAUGGUAACCCGCUAUGACACGGGGCCGUUCAGGUGCAACGUCUCCAACGGCAUCAGUCACGACAUGGCCAGACAGUCUAUAAGUCUGAACAUUAGCUAUGGCCCAAGUAACCCUACCAUAACAACCAACCCCAAGAUGGCCGCCUAUAUUGUGGGUUCCGACAUCACUCUGUCAUGCUCCGCCCAGUCCAACCCCAAUGCAACCUAUCAAUGGAGCUUUGAGGGGCAGCCGUUAAACCAGGGAGUCACACAGCUCUUUUUGGGAAACAGCAAACAGACCCAAACAGGAAAUUACACGUGCUCAGCCCUAAACAGUGUCACUCGGAGGUCAGCCAGUAUGACAACCAUGAUCAGGAUUGUGGAGCCAAUAUCAGCAGUUACGGUGAACAGCGCUGGCAAACAACCGAUUCAGAACGAGUCGUUUACUCUGAGUUGCAAUGUGUCUGGCCCUGCGGACUACAUCCACUGGAUGAAGAACAACCAGAUGAUCUCUGCUGACAGCUUCUUCUCUGUAGUCAACAAAACACUGACCAUCAACUCAGUCCAGCACUCAGACAAUGGCAACUAUUCAUGUGAGGCCUUCAAUGCAGUGAGCAACAAGACAAGCAAUCCAUACAGUCUGCUGGUGAACUUUGGACCAGAAAUGCCAGUUACCACUGGGAGGGCCUUAGCCUUGACGGGCCAGAAUGUGACCCUCACCUGCUCAGCCUCCUCUCAGCCCCCCAGCACCUACACCUGGUGGUUCAAUGGCUCCCAAGUGGCCACUGGCUCAGUUUAUGAGUCUGGCCCCCUGACCUCACACAAUAAUGGAGAGUUCACCUGUAUGGCCUUCAACAACAUCACAAACAAGAACAGCACAGCAUCUCAGAAACUCACCGUGAUUGAGCCGGUUACCAUGGCCACGGUGAAAGUACUGGGAGCUCAGCCAAUAGCGAACCACACGUUUAACCUGACCUGUGAAACGACAGGAAGUGUUUACUCUGUGCACUGGAUGAGGGACCAACUGCCUCUCUACCCCGACAGCAUGAGGGUCUUCUCCAUGGACAACAGCACUCUCACAUUCAGCCCCGUCCUUCUCUCUGACAAUGGACACUAUCAGUGUUCCGCGACCAACCCUCUGAGCCAAAUGAACAGCAGCAACUACACACUCAUGGUCAACUAUGGGCCAGACACUCCUGUUGUUAUGGGCCCAUGGAUGGCCAUGAUGGGCCAGAAUGUGACCCUCACCUGCUCAGCCUCCUCUCAGCCCCCCAGCCACUUCACCUGGUGGUUCAAUGGCUCCAAGGUGGCCACUGGCUCAGUCUAUGAGUCUGGCCCCCUGACCUCACACAAUAAUGGAGAGUUCGGAUGUAUGGCCUUUAACAACAUCACAAACAAGAACAGCACAGCCUCUCACAUGCUCACUGUCAUCGCACCCAUCACACAAGUGCAGAUCCACACCCCCCUAAAGUCACCCGUUGAGGGUCAGUCAUACACCAUGAACUGUAAUGUGACCGGACCAGUCGACCACGUCUGCUGGUGGAAAGAUGGCCUGCUCAUGUCUUCCAACAACAGAACUGACUUUGCUGUAGACAACCAAACAUUAAUCAUUAACCCAAUCCAGCACUCAGAUAUGGGUGACUACAAAUGCCAAGCCAUGAAUGCAGUAAGCAACAUGACCAGCAAUGCAUACAGCCUUGUGGUAAACUAUGGACCACAGACACCAACGUUGUUUGGACCAUGGUUAGCCGCGUCAGGUGCGAAUGUGACCCUCACCUGCUCAGCCUCGUCUCAGCCCCCCAGCACCUACACCUGGUUGUUCAAUGGCUCCCAGGUGGCCACUGGCUCAGUCUAUGAGUCUGGCCCGCUGACCUCACACAAUAAUGGAGAGUUCACCUGUAUGGCCUUCAACAACAUCACAAACAAGAACAGCACAGCCUCUCACAUGCUCACUGUUAUCCAUCCAAUAACAUACUCAACCAUAAGCGACGGAGGAAAACCAGCCAUACUGAAUGAGUCCUUCUCAAUGACCUGCAGUGUGGAUGGAGAAUCCCCCUCAAUCCACUGGAUGAAAGAUGGCUCGUACCUCCACACUGACCACUGGACUGUUUUUUCCAUGGACAACAGGACUGUAACCUUCAACACCGUCCAGCUUUCAAACCAGGCGGUUUACACCUGCACAGCCAGCAAUGCUGUGAGCAACUACAGCAGUCCUGGAUACAUGCUUGUCGUGAACUAUGGACCUGAGAAGCCCAUGAUUCACGGGCCAACUGUCGGUGAGUUGGGGGCUAAUGUGACCCUUACCUGCUCAGCCUCCUCUCAGCCCCCCAGCCACUUCACCUGGUGGUUCAAUGGCUCCCAGGUGGCCACUGGCUCAGUCUAUGAGUCUGGCACCCUGACCUCUCACAAUAAUGGAGAGUACACCUGUAUGGCCUUUAACAACAUCACAAACAAGAACAGCACAGCCUCUCAGAAACUCACUCUUAUCGCGGGCAUCACAUCAAUAACAGUCAAAGCCAACACGACGCCAAUAAACCUCAAACAACUAACAGUUACAUGUGAAGUCAACGGGUCCCACAGCGCCCUCUACUGGAUGAAGAACAGCGUCUCACUUAACGGCUCCACAAACUCAUCUCUCCACAUCCUCAACAACACUCUGCACUUCAAUCCUGUGACGCUCUCUGACGAUGGAACCUAUCAGUGUGUGGCUACCAACCUUGCUGGUAAUCAUACCAGUCCACCAUACCACCUACAGGUCAACUAUGGCCCUCUGGAUAUGUCGAUCAGUGGGCCUGACUCUGCUGUGAUUGGCUCAAGCGUCAAAGUCACUCUAAAGUGCUCUGCCGACUCUUGGCCAACCAGCCAAUACGAUUGGUUGUUCAACCAGAAGUCAUUGUCGAAGAACAACCCUAUACUGGAUGUGACGGUCCUGAAAGAAAAUGCAGGGCAAUACACGUGCAAUGCCAUCAACUCUGUGACCAACAUCACCAUGUCCAAGAUUCACAAAUUAAACAUCACUGCAAACUCAGUCGUCCCACUCCACUCCAGCGCUGGUUUGAUGCUGUUGGUUCUGGUCGCUCUCUUCGUCCCUGUGGUCAAUGACCUGUGGUCCCACUGAGACCCUCAGUAAGAAACAGGAAGAAACAAUUCCAAUACCAAGGCCACUUGUUUGAUAGACCUCCACCUCCUUCCUCUAUCCACUCUCCUCCCUUAACUUCUCUUCCACUGAUCUGUAGAAGACUGGAUUGGCAUUUACAAUAUGGUCAUAACUGAGCCAAAAUCACAAACCAACAAAACAAAGAUGGUGUCAUUUUGUUCAUAUUGCUUAAACCCAUCCUUUGGGAAUGUUUGUAGGCAAGAGAACAAAAGGCAGGGGAGCAGAGUUUGAGGUGAAAUAGAAAGAAAGAUGUGCAAACUAAAGUGUUCUGUUAUACUCUCUGUGCACAAAUUCUAAAGUGAUACCAUAACGGGCUAAAGGGGCCUUGUCUCGGUCGUGUUUUAUAUUGAGCGACAUCAGUGAGUUUAAUGUACGAUCCAUCAAUAAUUUUGUGUUUACGUCAAAUGAAUACUGAUCUAAUUAAAAUAUUUUAUUUUCGCCGUUCUAGGCUACUUCCACAAAAUACAUGCAUGAACAGUUAACAAAAACUCUGUGAUUAUGUACAUAUUACAUAUCUUGUGAAAGACGGUUUAUAUUUCCCUCUGUGAUUUAUUUUCUUAAAUAAAGUUUUGUGUCUAAAA